CACGAGGGCAAGUAGCGCACAGGAAUUUCCCAUCAAUUUUAUGUUGAAUGGAUUUCCCUCAAGAUGCUGAGGAUGCUGUUGGUGGAAAUUAAGCAGGAAGAUUAGCUUUAGCUGUGUGCAGCCACGUAACCAUGAAGAAUGAGGAGUCUGUCACUGAUGGACAUCAGGGGGUCAGCACAGGACGACCUUAUCCAGGGCCACAGACACACAGACCAGUGUCUCCAGUGCCCAGCUGUGUGUCCAUGAAGAGUGACUGGUCCAUGGAUCGGCCUCCCCAUUUCAGCAGUGGACCACCACAGCAUUAUCCAAAACCACAGACACACAGACCAGUGUCUCCAGUGCCCAGCUGUGUGUCCAUGAAGAGUGACUGGUCCAUGGAUCGGCCUCCCCAUUUCAGCAGUGGACUACCACAGCAUUAUCCAAAACCACAGACACACAGACCAGUGUCUCCAGUGCCCAGCUGUGUGUCCAUAAAGAGUGACUGGUCCAUGGAUCGGCCUCCCCAUUUCAGCAGUGGACCACCACAGCAUUAUCCAAAGUGA
Molecule: messenger RNA, 542 nt
Organism: Sardina pilchardus (European sardine)
Lineage: Eukaryota; Metazoa; Chordata; Actinopteri; Clupeiformes; Clupeidae
Exons: 5
Coding region: 132-542 (136 amino acids)
Source: RefSeq, a predicted model, not a curated record